This is a messenger RNA of Globicephala melas (long-finned pilot whale), 7059 nucleotides long. It is a transcript of the gene TBL1XR1, whose product is annotated as TBL1X/Y related 1. Gene Ontology annotation, cellular component: histone deacetylase complex. Gene Ontology annotation, molecular function: transcription corepressor activity; protein binding. Lineage: Eukaryota; Metazoa; Chordata; Mammalia; Artiodactyla; Delphinidae. Gene Ontology annotation, biological process: regulation of transcription by RNA polymerase II. The record is from RefSeq and is a predicted model, not a curated record.
GGCUGGUCCCCAUUCCUCUCUCCCCAGUGUUGAGUGUCUGAGCCGUUGGCUGCUCCGAACCGUUUGGCUCUUUCCCUUAGUAACAGCUUUUACCUUCUGCCUCAAUUCCUCUCCCCGCUCGCGCCCUUCCCCCGCGCGCCGCCUCCCCCCGCCGCCGGCCGCGUGCGCCCCCGCCCCUCCCCCCGCGGCGGGAGCACCUCCGCUCGCCACCUGGGGACCCGCGCCGCGCUCCCCGCCCCCGCCCGCCCGGCGCCCAUCCCCCGCGCCCUCCGCUCGCCGGGGUUAUAAUUGCCUCUCACCCCCCGGAGGGGUUAUUUUGGGGGUGGUUGGAGGUGGCGGCGGCGGCGAGGAGGGGAAUUUCCUUGUGUCUCCAUUCCCGGGAGGGGGGAGCGGCGUCGGAGGCCACGGUUUCCAGCAUCAGCAACAGCAAUUUGUGAUUGGCAGUACCAGACAUUCAGUUGUACAUCCCCACAUCAAUGCACUGCCAAUGAUGAGGAAACUGAGGGCUUGGACUAGAACAGAGGUCUCCUGACUCAGUCCAGGACUCUUUCUAUUACAUCAUGCUGCCUGAUGUUUGUUUAUGGAACUCGGCAACAUCACGUACAGGGGUUAUAUCCUGUGUUGUGACCUCAUGGUUUAAGUGGGAAUAAAGAUGAGUAUAAGCAGUGAUGAGGUCAACUUCUUGGUAUAUAGAUACUUGCAAGAGUCAGGAUUUUCUCAUUCAGCGUUCACCUUUGGUAUAGAAAGCCAUAUCAGUCAGUCUAACAUAAAUGGUGCCCUCGUCCCGCCUGCUGCAUUGAUUUCUAUCAUCCAGAAAGGUCUCCAGUAUGUAGAGGCAGAAGUUAGUAUUAAUGAGGAUGGUACCUUGUUUGAUGGUCGACCAAUAGAGUCUCUGUCACUGAUAGAUGCCGUAAUGCCUGAUGUAGUACAAACAAGACAACAAGCUUACAGAGAUAAACUUGCACAGCAACAAGCAGCAGCUGCUGCAGCUGCCGCAGCUGCAACAAACCAACAAGGAUCUGCAAAAAAUGGAGAAAACACGGCAAAUGGGGAGGAGAAUGGAGCACAUACUAUAGCAAAUAAUCAUACUGAUAUGAUGGAAGUGGAUGGGGAUGUUGAAAUCCCUCCUAAUAAAGCAGUUGUGUUACGGGGCCAUGAGUCUGAAGUUUUCAUCUGUGCCUGGAACCCCGUUAGUGAUCUGUUGGCAUCAGGGUCUGGAGACUCAACAGCAAGAAUAUGGAAUCUUAGUGAAAAUAGCACUAGUGGCUCCACACAGUUAGUACUUAGACAUUGUAUACGAGAAGGAGGGCAAGAUGUCCCAAGCAACAAGGAUGUGACGUCUCUAGAUUGGAAUAGUGAAGGUACACUUCUAGCAACUGGUUCCUACGAUGGGUUUGCCAGAAUAUGGACUAAAGAUGGUAACCUUGCUAGCACCUUGGGGCAGCAUAAAGGCCCUAUAUUUGCAUUAAAAUGGAAUAAGAAAGGAAAUUUCAUCCUAAGUGCUGGAGUAGACAAGACUACAAUUAUUUGGGAUGCACAUACUGGUGAAGCCAAACAACAGUUUCCUUUUCAUUCAGCGCCAGCAUUGGAUGUUGACUGGCAGAGCAACAACACCUUUGCUUCUUGUAGUACAGAUAUGUGCAUUCAUGUCUGUAAGUUAGGACAAGACAGACCUAUUAAAACAUUCCAGGGACACACGAAUGAAGUAAAUGCUAUCAAAUGGGACCCAACUGGCAAUCUCCUGGCAUCCUGUUCUGAUGACAUGACUUUAAAGAUAUGGAGUAUGAAACAAGACAACUGUGUCCAUGAUUUACAAGCACAUAAUAAAGAAAUUUAUACUAUCAAGUGGAGUCCAACAGGGCCAGGGACAAAUAAUCCAAAUGCCAACCUCAUGUUAGCAAGUGCAUCCUUUGAUUCUACUGUUAGAUUAUGGGAUGUAGACCGAGGAAUUUGCAUCCAUACUCUGACAAAACACCAAGAGCCUGUGUACAGUGUAGCUUUCAGUCCUGAUGGCAGGUAUCUGGCGAGUGGUUCUUUUGACAAAUGUGUGCACAUCUGGAACACACAGACAGGUGCUCUAGUUCACAGCUAUAGGGGAACAGGUGGAAUUUUUGAAGUUUGUUGGAAUGCAGCAGGAGACAAGGUUGGAGCCAGUGCAUCAGAUGGUUCAGUUUGUGUAUUAGACCUUCGGAAAUAGCGCUACUAGUUGGAAGCCAUGGACCGACUAUGAAUGUGUAUAUAGCCAAAAUGACUGUCCCCGACCCAAGUACUGCUAUAGUCCCACUUGAACCAUGGCCAGUCCACUACAGCCAAAUCUAAGAGAAAUAUAUACAUACAGUGUAUAUAAACAAAAUUGCACCCUGAAGAUGACAGAAUUUUGUCACAGCUUGUGAAUUCUGUUCACCAAGUGCUGGAAUCUAAUCUGCUGUGCCCCUAAAAUAGCAUUUAGAAGUUUUGGAUAUGAAAAACAGAAGAGAGAAAAAAAUAAGCGUUAUAAAAGCAGCCCAUACAUGUACGAGUUUUUGGAUACUAAUGACAGCCUUGUUUCUCCCCUUUGAAUCAGCAGACACCAUGGAUUAUAUUCUUUUUUCCCUUCAGUAGUUUAGCAGUUUGUAUGUACAGAGAAAAUGGACUUACAAAAACUUGCAGCAGUAGUUUGUUCUUGCUUUUAAACUUUGUUUUUGGUUUAGUUUAUGGAUGCAUGAAGUAAGGGAGUGAAUCAGUUUCUUGUUUAUAUUUUUUUCACCUUUUAAACAAAAAAUUCUUAAAAAUAUUUUAAUGCAUUCUUUUGAAGAGAUAGAUGUUUGGUACAUUUAUGGCUCCCAGAGCAUAUAUUCGAUUGGUGCAUGUUGUAGAAGGGGGAAUUGGAAAUUAAAUGGAACUAUAUGACUUUGGUCAUGUCAAUCUGUAAGACACAUCAGUAAAAGGGUAUUAUGCUCUGUUUUUUGUUUUUGCUUUUGCUUUGUGUUUUUGUUGUGAGGUUUUUUUUUUUUUUCUCUUUGUUUUUUUUGUUUUGUUUUUUGGUGAUGUGGCUUAAAUGCAAUAGUUUCUUUUUUGGGACAUAUUUCUGCCAAUUAAAGACUAGAAGGGCACAAAAAAUUUUUUAAUACCAUAGAGAAGAUGCAUAAAAAAAAAAUCUUCUGAUGUCUUGUAGCCAUAACUAAAUUAUGGUUAAAAUGUGCACUAUUGUGAAAAGGAGCAAAGUAGGUUUGAGGUUUUUUUGUUGUUUGUUUAUUUGUUUCUUUUGCUUUGUUUUUUAAGAGAUUAAAAUGUUUCUGGAUAAGGAUUAGCUUCUCAAAGUGUCCAUCAUUCUGUGUAGAAGCUUAAAUAUGUAAUGUAACCAAACUCCAGUAUUAAAAAUCUCUCAUGUUAUUUUUCUUUUUACAAAGCAAGAUAACAACAUAUAACACUGCCAUUACAUGGCAAAAUGUUUGCUACCUUAGUUUAAAAACAAUCUUUAAAACAAAAGACUUGCUUCAAGGUGUUUUCACAUAGCGGUGGUUCAAAAUUUUUUAAAAAGGUAUAAUUGCACUAACUUCCCUGCUGCUCUAAUUCUGCAUUUGUGGUACUUGUGACUACAUUUUUUCAAAUAAUAGAUAGAUUUAAGCUGCUAUGUUUCGUUUUUUCAGUAAUCACUACUAUAUCAUGUCUUUUACUCUGUUUAUAAUAUCACGUAUUUUCUUAAAGGUAUAGGUAUCAGAUCAAAAACCUCCUGUGCUCAUGCAACUAAAAGUUAAACUAUACAGAAUCUACAAAUGAUAGCAUGGGGCUAUGUUUAUAUGUGUGAUUAACAGGGUUUGUCAUGAUUAAUGUAAUAAUCCAGAAGUGUCGAUUUUGAAGAGAAUAGUUGUCAAAUUUAUGUCUCAAAGAUUUUAAUUAAGGAAUAUCAUUUAUUAUCAAGCUUGGCAAAUUUAUAACACUGUCACUAAUUAUUUUGAAGCUUUUACUGCUAAAAUUUUAACCUAUGUUUUAAGUUUAAGUAGAAACUGAUUUAACCCAAGUAAUGCAGCUUUGAUUUUCAGCAUUUGUUGUUUUGCUAUUUUUACAAAACAGCAUUGAUUGAAGCAAGUCUUGGUUUUACUAAGGUAGGAUAGCAUUUGCUAUUGGUAAAGAGAAUAAAUACACUUAAUUUCACAAUACAUUGUUUUAUGUGUACCCCAGUUGUUGUUAGUGGGGACUAUGAUACUGUAAUAAUAUUUUUUAAAAUUUACAUCCAGAGAGGCAGUCAUUCAUGAUGGUUUUGUGCCAGCUGUUUUUAGGGUUUUCGAUCACAUUAUAGAUAUUUAGAACUAUUACCCUGUGACUUACGUAGGAAACCUAAUACGCUGAGUAUCUGGCACUUGAAAUCCUGCUUUUAUUGCUGGAGGUCCACAUCUGUGGUUGACCUCUGUUGUUGUUUUAAAAAAGUAAAUAAAAUUUUAAAAAUCUGUGCAAUAAUUUUUAAAUGUGCUCCCAGGAAUAGACACAAAUGUUUUGAGUAUGUUUAAGCUGCAUUUUCCUUUAGCGAUGCAUUUGUCAAUUGCACUGAAUUUAAAUCUGAAAGUCAGAGGUGAUUAUUGAUAGUACUUUUUGUAUUUUGAUAUGGACAGUUUAUUCAUUUGCAUACAGUUAUUGACUUUUUUUCCCCAGCUGAUUAAAAGAUAGUCAUGAAGUUCUGCAGUAUAGCUGCCAAAAUAGACAGCUACAUGUUUAUGGUGUUGUCAUCUUCUCUGUUUUUUGGGGGGUUUUUUUGUUGUUGUUUUUUUAUCUUUAGCUAUUUUACUUAAGCAUAAUAGCCACAAUAGGACAUAUAAAAGAUUAUAAAUACAGAGCUUUAUUAUCCUGAAGUCUUGGGUCUUUUAAGUAUAAACUAUCAGAAAGGUAUCCAUUUUGUAGGCUUGGGUUCUUUGUGAGCAUACAGUUAUUUCUUUUUGCUGCUGUUCUCACCAUCAUCAUUGCCUGCUGAUGUGCCACGAUGCUGCUCCAGUAGACAUAAAUAAGAUUGCCUCUAAUUUGAGCAGUAACAUGAUUAUAAGAGACCAAGUUUCACAGCCUGUAAAGUUCUAUUUUUGAGGUUCUUGCUUAUUUUUCCUUCCUUUUUUUUUUUUUCUCUCUAAGAACUUAUCUGAAGAUCUACUGAUUCCAGUAGAUUUUCUGUGGUAUUCAUUAUAUAUCAUUGUUGUAUAGGCUACUGUAAGAAACUUAUAAGGAAAAAUAGAAAGGAAAACUUGAAUGAAUAGAAUACUCAUUGAUUAAAAUAGAAUAAGGAAAGAGCAGCUGUCACUCUUAAACAUCGUAAAGGAAUAUCUUUUUUCUUCUCCAUGUAGGAAAUCCCCUAAGUUCUUAAUAUUUGUUCCAUUCCCAAUUUCCUGUCAUUGAUCAGGUACCAUCAUUGACUUUCAAGUGACUUUUAGAAGUGGUUAACUUUUAAUUUCCUAAUAGGUCUUAGAGUGUAUUGAAUUCUGUUUUAAUUAGUUAUUCUCUAGGUAAGUAUGUUUUAGGAUUAAACACCUUUUACAGAUACUGAAAGUGCCUCCUUUUGUGGUGUAAAAAACAAAUUAUGGUGCAAAAAGUAAUCAUUAGAUUGAAUUACAUGAAGGUUUUUUGCUUUUUGACAUAUAAAAAUGUCAAGAGAAAGGCCAAAGAUUUGUACUUUUUCACUUAACUUAUAAAGCACUCCUUUUUUCCUUAAACUUAUUUCUGUCAAAUUAGAUUUAAUGAGAGAGUACUAUUUUUAAGGAGCUAUCUGUUUAUGUAGAAUGAUUUUGUUAAGAGUAAUGUAAACUAUUAUUGAGUAGAGGCCUGAAGAGGAGUAUGCAUUUUUGCUGUUUAAAGGACUCACAAGUGACCAUUCUUAUGUCAGCAAAAAUGUUAAGUUUUACUAGAUAAGUAGAAAAAAUAAAUCUCAAAUGCAGUGCUAUUUACUCUUUUCAAACAGUUUUCAUUUUCUUAAGCACAUUGUACAUUUCUAUAGAACCCGCAUUUAUUCUCACAUGCUAAGGACGGUACUUGCAUUUGGUGAAUUACUGUUGACAGUUUCCACAGAAAUCCUAUUUCAGUGGACCAACAUUGUGGCAUGGCAGCAAAUGCCAACAUUUUGGGGAAUAGCAGCAAAUCUACAAGAGACCCUGGUUGGUUUUUUGUUUGUUUGUUUGUUUGUUUUCUUCUGAAUCAGCAGGGACGGAAGGGGAGUUAGGGAAGUUAUGAAUUACUCCUUCCUGUAAUAGCUCUGACGUGUCACGUUCAAUAUCAGUUUUUUUUUUUAAAAACGUGAUUCUAACUAAAUGUAGAAGAGAGAGCAAAAAAAAAAAAAAAGAGAAAGUGUUCACUUUUUUAAUACACUGAUUUAGAAAUUUGAUGUCUUAUAUCAGUAGUUCUGAAGUAUUAAUAGCAUUCUUUAUUUCCGCCUUUACGUUGACAGUGUUGAAGCAGGGUGAAUAACUAGGGCAUAUUUUUUUUUCUAGUAAGCUGUUUCAUGAUGUUUUCUUUGGAGUUUCUGGAUAAGUUGAAGAAAACAUUCUGCAUGUUGUAUCUAGUCUAAUGUACUUUUCCAUCUCAUUAAAAACAAAAACAGACAGACUGCAUUCUGUAGCUCUGUAAUCCCUAAAUACAGAAGUAAUUUUCUUCUUUCCUGACUUUGACAUUGUAGCUAUAAUGUUCUAAUUUUGAUUUUUACAAAUCCUUUGGGUCUAAUUCUGUGAGCCUACUUAUAGCACUGGAUUAAAAUGUCUGCAUCAUUUCUUUAGUUAUCCAGUUAACUUUAAAACUGUUGUACAAGUGUAAACCAGCCCAUGACAGUUUUUUGUACAUGUUAAAGAACUUUAUUGUUCAGUUUUCAUGAUUAUUGUGUAAGGAAGACUGAUAUAGAUGUUCUAUGCUGUCCUGGACCAUGUUAAUUACACUUAUGAUGUAUUUUGGUUCCACAUCACAAUGAUUUGUCCCCAAUGACCCUUUUCUCCUUUCUAGGCACAUUUUUUGUUGUUGUUGUUGUUGCAGUUUCCCUUUGCAUUGUAUUGCUUUGACAACUGUAAUUUGAAUCAGAUCUGAAAGAGGUCCAGAAUAAAAUAUAUUUUGAUAUUA